This is a messenger RNA of Talaromyces atroroseus, 4380 nucleotides long. RefSeq lists its product as hypothetical. The coding region runs from base 1 to 4380 and encodes 1459 amino acids. Lineage: Eukaryota; Fungi; Ascomycota; Eurotiomycetes; Eurotiales; Trichocomaceae. The record is from RefSeq and is a predicted model, not a curated record. The transcript has 6 exons.
AUGAAGAUAUACGUCUUAGACACUCUCCUAUAUGCUGUUUGCUACCUAGGUAUCUGCAUUACACAAUCUUGGCAAGGCUGCCCGCGACUGGCCCUCCUUCCAUCGCGUCAGCCUCGUCUCGUCUCGCCUUCCUUCUUCACCUCUCCGGGCAUCUCAACACUUUUCCAUAUCCUCAUCCUCCGACUGUACCUAGACAGCUCUACUGAUAUUAUGGCCUCUCCUCCGUCGGAAGAUCACAACCAUGACCGUCACGCCGACUUUUCUCCCCCGAAUGACCUCGGCACUGCAGGUUUGUUUACCUCAAUUGAUGCUAAUUCUACAGCCUCGUCGUCUCAAAGGCGCUAUCGAUUACCGCCUAAAGCCCUUAGCUUCCCGUCUUUGUUCCCCUCCCGGAACCUUCAAGACGGACACCACAGUUCUACAGAGUCUAUUCCAGAGACACCUUCCCCGUUUACGUGUCUCACAAAACCGCCCAGCAUCUUCCACGAACCUGACUUGACUGGAUUUCCACCAAUAUCCGCCAACACCAGCUUCGCUGAUCCCGGAGUCUCUCUAUCUACAGAACUACAAGUUCCUCCCUGGAAAUCAAGUGUUACUUCUUUUGAUAGCGUUUUCCCCACGAGUCCUCUCCAACAACCAUAUCAGAACUAUGCCGGUAGUACAUCUCCUCAAUUAUGGCAUGUAGGCCCCAAAGAAGACGACAUUAGUGCCGUUGAUGCCACCUUGGUUCUCCCGCCCUUAAAUCCUACACCUUCUGCAAGGAACAAUGACGUGGAGGACGAAUGCGGCAAGCAGAGUCGAUACUCACUCCCAGAAUGUCGCAGACUAUUAUCCAAAGGCUUGAAAGCGCAUAUGCUCAUUGAGCAUAGUAAGCGACCGGAGAGAUGCCCGAUUGCUACUUGCGAGUAUCACCUGAAAGGGUUCAAAUGCAAACAUGACAAGGACCGACACACUCUGACUCAUUUCAAGGGAACUAUGAUCUGCGGGUUUUGUCCUGGCUCUGGCUCAGCCGCUGAUAAGAGCUUCAAUAAGGUUGAUAUUUUCAAGCAUCACUUGUCGUCAGCACAUGGUGUGCAAGAGACCUUUUCAGGCACCCGGUCACCUUCCGCGUAUGGGCAGGAUACCACUGGCAAGUGCUCUAUUUGCUCUAGAACUUUCCGCAAUGCUCAAUACUUCUACGAACACUUGGAUGACUGUACCCUCCAUGUUAUACAACAAGAAUCUAGCCAGGCGUUUCACUCGAAGGAAAUAGCAGAAGGCACACUUGACGAGGCUGUAAAGCACUCCAUGGAAAAACGCAGGCCGUUAGAUUCAUCUAGCUUUAUGGGCGGCGGUGAUCAUAUUGAUGUCAAAGAUCACGAUGACGACGACGAUUUUGAUUUUGAUUUUGAUUUUUACAACCCCUUCGUUCAAUCUGGCCGCAGUUCUCUGAAGCCAACCAAAUCAGGUGCGAAAUGGCCUCCUAUAUCCGUGCUGGGCCCUACAGAACCGGAUGUUCAUCGUGCCGCUCGAGAGGACAUAAAUAGAGACCUUCAAUCUUUGGGCAUAUGGGCAGACAUGGAGAAGGCAGAGAAACACGUCCAUUGUACCUAUGACGACCAACUUCAUUCGUGGAAAGACCAAGUGGUGCUUGAUGGGAACAUGAAAGUCCACAUGCACCUCCGCGAUACCUGGAAUAACGGCACAAAUCGUGACGUUCAUGUGACUGACUCGGAUAUUAUUGAACACAAGAGAGACUCGUACGGGUCCUUGAAGCUUCAAGCUAGUUCAGGUGAAGCAGAAGCAGAAGCAGCUGAAAUGGAUUUGAAUGAUCGUAUGGAAUUUUGGGCUAGUAAAACCGAUGCUGCCAGUCGAGAGAUCAUUUCUGUAGAAGUACCAAGUAAAACGGACAAGUCCGACACUUCUGGAAGUGAUCUAGUUAUGGCCAAUGAAGAACUUGAAGAAAGAGAUGACCGGUUUAAUGGAGGAGAAAUGCAGCCACCAAUCCUCAAGACCUACCGCAACGUCGUUGUUAAUAACUCGGGAUAUCGAUCGCUUUUGGCAAAUGUGAAAAGGGAGCGUCUUUUAACAUCGCAGCAGCCGAACGCAAUGGAAACGAUAAAAGAAAGGAUUUUAGACAUCCUCUCUCAGUCAGCCAGUUCCAACAGGCAACGUCUAGCAGGAGAUCGCCAUAUGACCUUCAGAAUUGAGUGGGACCCUAAAGCUUUCAUUUUGAACCAAAAAUAUUCAGAAAAGCCAGAAGACGCCAUUGAGAGGGCAAUUGUGGUAACAGGAACCAUUACCGACGCACAGGCUCUAACUUGUCGACAGUAUCUUUGCCAGACGUGGCCGUCAAGUGGACUGGAAAUAUUACAAUUAGUCAAGGAUAUUGUGCGAUUUGAAGACGAAGACCUUUUUCAUCGUGUUUAUACGCUAAGUAAUCAAGCGAAUAUUGCUGUACUAUAUCGUCCGUCAAAAAUGUUAUUAUCGUCAACUUUUACAGUCGAUGUGACUGGCUCUGCACAUGUCAUCGUGGAAAUUGGAGAACAGCUUGCAUGGCUGGGCGCUGCACUUCAAUGGCCAGAUUCAGAUGGAAUAUCUUCUGUUAAAACUCAGAUCCAAUCGCAGGCGUCGCAUUCCAUAUGUAUUAGCUUCCAUGUUGAGACAGAAAGCGAAGCAUUGUCCACUGUCAAUGGGAACUGUUGGCACAAUCUGUUCAGAAGCCCAGUUGUGGUGGAAGGAUUCCCCAUACCGCGAAGACGACAGGUAUCAUCAACACGCGGCCUUGAAAUUCCGCUGAAUAUGAUGGCUGGCCUGGCUCGAGCUCGUCGUGUUAAUAAGUUCCGCUCCCGCACCGUACUCAAAGGGCACUUUGCAAUGCUCCUCCCAGUCGGCCAGAUAGGGGACAUAGUAAUGUGGCACCUAAUCCAUGACAAAAAGGGUGGCCGCAUUUCAUACAACGAUAGUCUAGCCUUUGAUACAGUUGAUAUCGAUCUCGCCACGCUAGAAAAAGCCCGGCAUGUCCUUGGUUGGUGUUCGGAAAUGAAGUUUUAUGGAGGUGCUGCAGAUGCGCGGUAUGACAUAAGGGCGUCGAGGCUUCCAAGGGCUCAAAGCAGUGAUGGCAUCAUGGCCGAGAGUGCUUUGUGCCAUGGGCAGAGAAUCAGCGGUGGUCAUCCGUUUAGUAGAGGGCAUAGAGAUAUUCCAAUUCACAUCUCACAUGAUGGUUUCAUUCCUAGGCUGAAAUGGAUGUCUAAAAAGGCCUGGUUGGUUAACGGCACGGCUGCUUUACUACACCUCGUUCGUGCAUCUCUUGAACACGACAAGACAGAUCCUUUCCAUUCGGUAUUCCUUUUCGACACCUCAGAAAUGACCGAGGCUCUGAAGGCCCAUCAUCCUCACUCUGCAAUCCAUGUUCUCAUCGACCAAAGGAACUUGAGUCUGAAAGUCUAUCCAAACAAAGAGGGCUAUAUCACAUUCGAGCAUCGCGUUGAACAUUUCUAUGAUGUCCUGGAAAAGUUCAUAGACAGUCAGGUGCACGCGCUAGGCAAAUAUGGCAACCAAGAUAUAUCUAGGGCACAUUUAGUAGGCUGGGAUUUCAACGAUAUAAUCGCAAGUCGUGAUCCAAUUUAUCCUCGGUUGGCUACCCUUGAUCAUAUGGGCAAGUCCUGGGUCGACUUUUCUCAUUCUAUUCACGCAAUAGCGCUCUUCGGCCGUGGGUUUGGUGAAAUAAUUGAACCUGUGGGCGCUUUCUGUUCUUAUUGGGCCAAAUUGCCGAAAGACAGGUCAUACUUAGCAGCCUGCGUUUCUGACAUCAAGGAGAUUAUUGAAGCUUACGGCGAUCCUUCUUCGAUGCCCACACAGCUCACGCAUAAUAUCAUUUGGCAUCACAUAGAGCAACCUUUCAAAACAUGCAUGUGCCAUUCUUCGCACGAAGGGAUUCACUCUGAUGUCACGCAAGUUCUUCUUCCACCGACGAUAUCUCUCGAAGAACUCCAUCGCCCUUCGCGAAUUGUGAAUCUCGACAUUGCCGGAGCUGUGAUCUUUGGAUUCAACAAUGGUUUCAAGUGGUACUGGGGUGAUACGGGGGACCCAACCACGCAACAACAGAAACUAGAUGACGGGUCCAGGAGGAAAAGUUUCGCCAGUUCACCGUCCACCAACGAUAGUGGACUAGGCAAAAGCUUGUCAUCAUUCAGCUCGCAAGAUAAGGAUUCCAGCAUUAGUCUAAGUUCCCACCAAGACUCCGCCGACGAUUCGAUACCUUCUCGACCUAUCAAACGUCAAAAGGUUGUGGACCAUUCUCUAUCACGUACUCCGGCCUUUCCGGAUGAAGAUCUCUCUUUCGCCUGCAGGAGAUAUACGUGGCGAGAAGACAUGCAGCAAUUGCAAUCCUCAGCAUGA